Psylliodes chrysocephalus is the source of this 714-nucleotide messenger RNA. NCBI's taxonomy places the organism in Eukaryota, Metazoa, Arthropoda, Insecta, Coleoptera, Chrysomelidae. The record is from the annotation of a GenBank genome assembly.
AUGAUUUAUCCAGCGAUUAUAGUUGUUGUCUAUAUCGGCAUUUCGGCGUUUGAUAUUUACACUAGAGGACAACAAGAUCGCAGUGAAAUUUAUCAUAUAAUUGAAUUAGUUAAUGUUCAUUCUUUUUCAGUAACCACAAUUUUGAUAAUGUAUUUUGGAAUAUAUUAUCAAAGACAGAGCAUAAAUCUCUUGGAAGCAAUUAAUUUUUUUGACAAGGACAUACAAAAACACAAACCGAUUUCUUCUAUUAAAUUAAGCAACUAUAACACCAAAAAGCACAUAUCCAUUGAUGAUUUACUAAAUGAUUUCGAAGCAAUUAGAAGAUACUACGACAAAUUGCACACAAUCACACAACAGCUGAAUUCGAUUUACUCGUUAAGAAUAAUGGUUCAAGUUUAUCAAAUUUUGGUGUCGCUUAUUACUAAUGUGCUGUUCUUCGUUAAGCAACAAUCUAGUGCAAAUGAAAGAAAACAAUCUUUAGCAUAUAUUCUAAUAAUCAUCGAAGUUAUGACCAUGAAUAUAUUCCAAAUUAUUUCUGUUUGUACUUACAGCAUGAGGUUAUGUGAUGAGGCAAAAAGAACACCUCUUAUUCUUCAUGAAUUUCCCAAUUCAGACGUUACAGAUGAAUAUAUUGUAUCAGAAGCCACGUCUUACUUAAUUAUUUGUGUCCAGCUAGAUAUACCUGAUAUGCAAGUAGCAAAGGUUACAGUUUAA